AUGUCUUCCGUGAAGCGGAGAAAGACCGAUAAAAAUCCAUCUUUGGAGGAUGUGAAAUCGAAGAAGACAAAAGAACUCCCCCACACCUUCCCAGAGCCAAUUGAGGAUACUGAAGAUAACAGAGUUAUCGAAGAGAAUGAGGAAGUUGAGGAGGAUGAGGCCCCAAAGUCUUUUAAAGAUUUGGGCAUCGUCGACUCAUUAUGCGAAGCAUGCGACACUUUAGGAUACAAGGCCCCAACUCCCAUUCAAAGGGAAUCUAUACCACUCGCACUUCAAGGGAGAGAUUUGAUCGGUCUGGCAGAAACUGGUAGUGGAAAAACUGCCGCAUUUGCUUUACCAAUUCUUCAAGCUCUACUCGAUAAACCACAACCCCUCUUUGGAUUAGUAUUAGCACCGACUCGCGAACUUGCAUAUCAAAUUUCCCAACAAUUCGAGGCUCUUGGGUCUGUGAUAAGAGUAAAAUGUGCUGUCAUAGUUGGAGGAAUGGACAUGGUACCGCAAUCCAUCGCUUUGGGUAAAAAACCUCACAUUAUAGUUGCCACUCCUGGUCGUCUUCUCGAUCAUCUAGAAAAUACAAAGGGCUUUUCAUUACGGUCUCUCAAGUACUUGGUUAUGGACGAAGCCGAUCGACUACUCGACCUAGAUUUCGGACCUAUUCUCGAUAAAAUCCUGAAAGUUUUACCCCGAGAGCGACGAACAUAUCUCUUUUCCGCAACUAUCAGUUCUAAAGUCGAAAGUCUUCAACGAGCAAGUUUGAAGGACCCAUUACGAGUAAGCAUCAGCAGCAACAAAUAUCAGACUGUCUCGACUCUUAUUCAAAAUUACAUUUUCAUACCAUUAGUUCACAAGGAUACGUACUUAAUCUAUCUUUUGAACGAGUUUGCAGGUCAAUCCGCCAUCAUUUUUACACGGACAGUCAACGAGACGCAGAGAAUAGCAAUCUUGUUACGUACCCUUGGGUUCGGAGCCAUUCCCCUACAUGGACAACUUUCACAAUCUUCUCGCUUGGGUGCUUUAAAUAAGUUCCGUGCAGGUUCAAGAGAAAUUCUUGUCGCAACAGAUGUCGCUGCUCGUGGUUUGGAUAUCCCCUCAGUUGAUGUUGUGUUGAACUACGACAUGCCACAGGACAGUAAAACAUACAUUCAUAGAGUUGGACGUACUGCUCGUGCAGGAAAAUCCGGACACGCAAUUAGUUUUGUGACUCAAUACGAUGUGGAGAUUUGGAUGCGUAUCGAGGCAGCAUUAGGAAAGAAGCAGGACGAAUACCCGACGGUGAAGGAUGAAGUUAUGGUCUUCAAACCUAGGGUAGAAGAAGCUCAAAGACAUGCUAGGAAUGAGAUGAAGAAUUUACACGAAGAUAGAGGUAAGAAGGGGGCAGUAUUGAAAGGAAGAAGACCUGCGAAUGGUGCUAAAAGAGGUCGUGAUGAAAUGGAUAGAGAAGAAGCUUCCCGUGUGUUAUGGCGUUCCAAUGGCUUCAAUCCAAUGAUUGGGCACACCAGGCGCAGAGGAUUGGCAGAUGCUUCGACAAAUGAUAUGACACUGCCUCUGAAAGGGUACAAAGUAUUGGAUAUGACUCGAGUGCUUGCAGGUCCAUACUGCACACAAAUAUUAGGAGAUCUUGGUGCAGAAGUAAUAAAAGUCGAGCAUCCGACGAAAGGUGAUGAUACUAGACACUGGGGACCUCCUUAUGCGAAAUACUUGGAUGGAUCAGGAAAGGAAGGGCCCGGAGAAAGUGCAUACUUUUUUGCUGUUAACCGGAACAAAAAGUCCCUCGGAUUGUCGUUUAAACAUCCAUCGGCAGUCAAAAUCCUCCAUAAACUCGCUGCAGAGAGUGAUAUUCUCGUUGAGAACUAUCUACCAGGUUCACUAAAGAAAUAUGGGAUGGACUACGAAACACUGCGAGAAAUAAAUCCGCGAUUGAUAUACGCUUCUAUCACCGGCUAUGGUCAAACUGGUCCAUAUCGAAACCGAGCCGGAUAUGAUGUUAUGGUUGAAGCUGAGAUGGGAUUGAUGCACAUCACUGGAAGUAGGGACGGACCUCCCGUGAAAGUGGGGGUUGCCGUAACGGAUUUGACGACUGGCUUGUAUACUAGUAACAGUAUUAUGGCUGCUUUACUGGCAAGAGGAAGAACAGGACGGGGACAGCACAUUGAUGUUGCUCUAUCAGAUUGUCAAGUUGCCACGUUAUCGAAUCUGGCAAGUUCGUGCUUGAUAAGUGGGAAGAAGGAUGAAGGGAGAUGGGGGACUGCUCAUCCAUCUAUCGUACCAUAUCGUUCGUACAAAACAAAAGAUGGUGACAUCUUGUUCGGUGGAGGAAAUGAUAGAUUAUUUGGACUUCUAUGCAAUGGGCUUGGACGCCCAGAGUGGAAAGAGGACCCACGAUUUGUCGUUAACACAGCAAGAGUUGCUCAUCGAGCAGACUUAGACAGCUCUAUAGAGAAAAUCACUCAAGACAAAACUACCAAAGAAUGGCUGGAUAUUUUUGAGGGAUCCGGGCUACCUUAUGCAGCUAUCAAUGAUGUCCAAGGAACAUUGAAUCAUGAGCACGUGUUAGCAAGGGAUAUGGUAAAAGAGAUGGAUCACGAAUAUUGUGGUCCAAUUAAGAUGGUCAACACUCCUGUAAAAUACAGUGAGAGCAAGCCAAGUAUACGAACAGUACCUCCUAUGCUAGGACAACAUACAGAUGAGAUUCUUAGAGAUAUCUUAGGGAUGGAUGAAUCUGAUAUUGAAGCAUUGAAGGCCGAAGGAGCUAUGUCGUUGGGUCUUGUUGCUCUUCAACACGCAAGGCAUUAG
This is a messenger RNA of Botrytis fragariae, 2793 nucleotides long. Its product is annotated as putative atp-dependent rrna helicase rrp3 protein. Lineage: Eukaryota; Fungi; Ascomycota; Leotiomycetes; Helotiales; Sclerotiniaceae. The transcript has 9 exons. The record is from RefSeq and is a predicted model, not a curated record. Gene Ontology annotation, molecular function: nucleic acid binding; RNA helicase activity; ATP binding. Bases 1 to 2793 code for a protein of 930 amino acids.